Messenger RNA from Rhipicephalus sanguineus (brown dog tick), 1026 nucleotides. RefSeq lists its product as uncharacterized. The transcript is spliced from 3 exons. Lineage: Eukaryota; Metazoa; Arthropoda; Arachnida; Ixodida; Ixodidae. Gene Ontology annotation, molecular function: metalloendopeptidase activity. Bases 1 to 867 code for a protein of 288 amino acids. Gene Ontology annotation, cellular component: plasma membrane. Gene Ontology annotation, biological process: protein processing. The record is from RefSeq and is a predicted model, not a curated record.
AUGAUCAAGGAGAAAGCAACAACCUUUCGAAACGACGCCCGUGCGCAAGAACAGAAAGGUGCGGGCGGUUCGAGGAGCAAGGGGACAGAUCUUCUGAGGUUUCCUGGGCGCCCGCCGUCUGAAGGCCGGCAGCCGGGAGAACAGGCAACCGACAAGCGCAUCUUAAACGCGGACCGUCAGCCGGCCAAUCCGUAUUUUUCGACGGCCAUCGAGGGCUGGAUCGAGACGACCAGGAAGUACAAGAAGACCGUUCCAAACUGGCCGCUCGACGACUCGCUUCUCCACCGGCACCUGUCCACCGCGCUGUUGGCGCAAUACGACUACUGGUGGAACUCGCUGUUUCUCCAGAUGGGCGCCUUCGCCGAGCCCCUCUUCUAUCCGGACGCCUCCAUGUCGGCCAGCUACGGAGGCCUGGGCUUCCUGGUCGCGAGAAACAUCUUCAAGGCCUUCGACUUCAAGCGGGGCUCCCGGCUGGACUCCCAACGCCAACGUCGCGACUGGAUGUCACCGGACAGCCGGGCGUCGUACGAGCGUAAGAUUGCGUGCACGGCAGGCAACGACGAGGUGCUGGCUCACGUCGCCGCGUUGGAGAUAGCUUUCACCGCUUUCUUCGGUUCGACGGCGGAGACAGGGAGCGGCGGGAAAGGCCAGCCCAAGAGCCAGCCCAAGAGCCACCUGUUUCCGGACCAAAGCGAGACCAUGUCUGCCGAGGUGGUCUUCUUCCUCGUCUACUGCCGCGCCUUGUGCGGCGAUCCGCUGGGUUGCGGAGACGUGCUGAAGCACGUGGCACACUUCGGUCGUGCAUUUCAGUGCCCCGAGAACUCGACGAUGACUUCACUGCCCGGGUGCACCUUCUUCGCGAACUGAGUGCGCAGGUUUUCACCGAAAGGACACGCAAGAGCUCCUUGUGCUGGUGUUCUUACCGUAACAUUCGGGUCAUACCACGAUAUCCCCACGUUUACACGAUACAAUCUUUCGUUUAGAUUAUUCUCUUUUUGGGCUUCAGUUCUUGGUUAAACGGUGCAG